Molecule: messenger RNA, 597 nt
Organism: Pyrenophora tritici-repentis Pt-1C-BFP
Lineage: Eukaryota; Fungi; Ascomycota; Dothideomycetes; Pleosporales; Pleosporaceae
Product: DUF1014 domain containing protein
Source: RefSeq, a predicted model, not a curated record
ACCAACACUACAACAACGUCGUCUCAUCGUCAAUUCAACUGUCGAUAACUCACAAACAUUGUCCAUCCCCCCAAAAAAACUAAUUCGGCAUCCCUCCAGACACAAUGGCUGCCACAACUACAAAGACCAACACCCCAAAGGCCGCCAACGGCGCUGGUGUCAAGAAGGCGCCUGCGAAGCUCGGCCGCGUCGGCAAGAAGAACAACGCAAAGAAUGCCAUGAUCAGGAUGCAAGCAUACUUCAAGGCUCAUCGCGACGAGUACAAGGACCUCACCUUUAAGGAGCAACAGCAGGAGCUCGGCAAGAAGUGGAAGGCAUCGCCAGAGAACCCCAAGAACAGCGCUUGAUGACCGCAAUAGCCAACACACAUCUUCACACCCAACCAUUGUUCAUUGGAUGAUGAAGAAAUAUCCGACGGACGGAAACAUGCGAUAUGGCAUGAGGAAGCUCCAUUUCUUUUCUUGUUCAUCACUCACCCUUCUGCCAUGUGUUAUACGACGGUUCCGGCGUUUGGGCGGCAGUAAUCAUGGCGCAUAGGACUUGUAGUAGUUAGUGAUACGAUUCUGUUACAAUAUGGAAGAAUUAAUUUAAAACGUC